Molecule: messenger RNA, 1374 nt
Organism: Lachancea nothofagi CBS 11611
Lineage: Eukaryota; Fungi; Ascomycota; Saccharomycetes; Saccharomycetales; Saccharomycetaceae
Source: the annotation of a GenBank genome assembly
AUGCUUACGAACUGUCAAAUCAAUAAUUUCAAGCUAAACCGGCAGAUAGGAUCCGGAGCGUAUGGCCUGGUAUUCCACGCUGUGGACCUUAUCACCGAGAACGAAUACGCUAUCAAAGCCGUGGUCAAAGGCACUGCGCAGCUGGAUAGCUCGGCUGGCGACGCUGCUCCGGGCGCCUCGCCAGAGAUCAAGCGCUCAACGAUGCUUCAAACCCAGCUUUACUACUACUUCAAGUCGUUCCAAAACCGUCUUUUUCUGCCCACAGUCGACUUGGACUCGAUUCGCGACCUGUCAGACUCCCAGCUCGAAGGAGCGCCGCAUUUCCGCGAAAUCGCGAUGCACUUGCGUGUCCACGCCCAUCCCAAUAUCGUCACAGUCCACCAGGUGUUGGAAUCGCCGCUGGCAACGUUUAUGGUGCUGGACUACUGCUCACGUGACCUGUUCACCUCCAUAGUGGACCACCAGUACUUUGCCAAGAACGGUAUGCUCGUCAAGCAAGUGUUCCUGCAACUGUGCUCUGUGAUCCAGCAUUGCCACGCGCGAGGAAUCUACCACUGCGACAUCAAGCCAGAAAACAUCCUUUUGGAUGAGCACGAUAAUGUGUGCAUGUGUGAUUUCGGACUCAGCACGCAAGCCGAAAAACUUCCGGCUAACGUUUGCGUAGGCUCUAGCUACUACAUGGCACCAGAGCGGAUUUCGUGCCCUUCUUCGGUUCAGAAUGCAGACAAUUUGACUCCAGCAUUGUUCCCUACUUGGGCCGGCGACAUUUGGUCUCUCGGCAUUAUUCUCGUGAAUCUAACUUGCAUUCGAAAUCCUUGGCUCAAGGCUCACCAAGUAGAGGAUAAUACGUUCAGCUAUUUUGUUAAGGACUCUAAAGUUUUGCUCAAAAUACUACCGGUGUCACAACAGCUUUAUGAGAUUUUGAGCGAUAUCUUGAAACUCGAGCCUACAGCGAGGGCUUCAUUGACUGAUAUCAUGGAGCGUGUCGCAGAUUGUACGUCGUUCACCAACUCAGGACCAUUGUCCGAAGUCGCUUCGCUUAGUGAUCCCCAAAGGCAGCGAUUUCUUAUUAACCACAGAGGACUUAGCAUUAAACAAAUGCUCCACAACUACCACUCCGACGACGAAUGCGAUCGGUCCUAUUCCCAAGGCGAAAGCGACACCGAAGUUACCAGCGAAGAAGAGUCUUACCGCCAAACUUGCCUCGUGGACAGCGCCUCGACUAGAUCUGUUGACGCUGAACCCACCAAGCAACAGUCACACGUUGGGAAACAAUUGCCCUUUCCCGUCGACUUCCAAAUGAACUUGCUAACCAAGAACAUGUCUGUGGUGACCAAUUAUUCAUCACACAGCAGGUGGCUCCCACAAUACUAA